This is a messenger RNA of Mauremys mutica (yellowpond turtle), 6862 nucleotides long. RefSeq names its product bone morphogenetic protein receptor type 1A (gene BMPR1A). Gene Ontology annotation, biological process: BMP signaling pathway; cellular response to growth factor stimulus; dorsal/ventral pattern formation. Gene Ontology annotation, cellular component: signaling receptor complex; plasma membrane. The record is from RefSeq and is a predicted model, not a curated record. NCBI's taxonomy places the organism in Eukaryota, Metazoa, Chordata, Testudines, Geoemydidae. The coding region runs from base 603 to 2204 and encodes 533 amino acids. The transcript is spliced from 13 exons. Gene Ontology annotation, molecular function: ATP binding; SMAD binding; transforming growth factor beta receptor activity, type I.
GGCGCGUGAGGGCGGUGGUGUCCCAGGGGCGCUCGCCCCGAGUGAGCCAGUCUGGCCGCGGCGAUUGCGCGCUCCGCCUCCCCCGCCCGCCGUGGUGCUGGCUGGUGUCGCUGGCUGCAGUGAUUGGAGUCCUGCUCCCCCCUCCCGCACGCAGAGGGCUCUGGCUGGGCGUCGGGAUUGCGAGCUGUGGCGGCGGAGCCUGCGCCGUGUCCCCUCUGCUCGCGCCCCCGCCUCCACCCCCACCGUCUAGCCGGGCCGUGUGAGGCCAGGAGCCGCUCGCAGGGUGACACGGGGAGCGACCCCCAGCGAAAAGAAUGACGGACCCCUGCGACGGAUUAAUAGAAAUAUGCAUUGCUAUAAUAUCAUAUUGGAAUUGAUGAAGUGGAAAUACAGAUGAAGACAGUCGGAAGAAGAUUUUACAUAAAAUAUAGUCUCAUCCAACUCCCCAACUGAGGAGACAAGUUGGAAUAUUUAUUAAAUCAUCACUGCUGUCAACCACCAAAUCUCAUCAGGCUUCACUGAACAAACCAAGUUUAAAAUUUGUCAAGCAGCAGGGCCAGUUGCUAAGGGUGACAGUGCACGGGAAGGAUUAAAAGUGAACAAUGACUCAACUGAAAGUAUACGUCAGAUUACUGGGAGCCUAUCUGUUCAUCAGUCUUCAUGUUCAAGGGCAAAAUCUAGACAGCAUGCCCCAUGGCACAGGAAUGAAGACAAAUCCUGACCAGAAGAAACAGGCAAAUGGAGUAACAUUGGCUCCAGAGGACACCUUACCUUUUCUACAGUGCUACUGUUCAGGACAUUGUCCCGAUGAUGCUAUUAAUAAUACGUGCAUAACUAACGGGCAUUGCUUUGCCAUUGUUGAAGAAGAUGAACAUGGAGAACCCAUGCUUGCUUCAGGUUGCAUGAAGUAUGAAGGUUCAGAUUUUCAGUGCAAGGAUUCACCAAAAGCACAGCUACGUCGGACAAUUGAAUGCUGUCGAACUGAUUUCUGCAAUCGGGAUCUACAGCCCACACUACCGCCACUUGGUAGUACAGAUGGACUUUUUGAUGGCAGCGUUCGUUGGAUGGCAAUGCUGAUUUUUAUGGCAGUCUGCAUCAUUGUUAUGAUCAUCUUACUUAGCUGCUUUUGUUACAAACAUUACUGUAGAUGGGCAGCAAAGAGACGUUGUUAUAAUCGUGAUCUGGAGCAAGAUGAAGCAUUUAUUCCAGCCGGGGAGUCAUUAAAGGAUCUUAUUGACCAGUCACAGAGUUCUGGCAGUGGAUCAGGACUACCUCUGUUGGUUCAGCGCACUAUUGCCAAACAGAUUCAGAUGGUGCGGCAAGUUGGGAAAGGGCGAUAUGGUGAGGUGUGGAUGGGUAAAUGGCGAGGCGAAAAAGUGGCAGUCAAAGUAUUUUUUACCACUGAGGAAGCCAGUUGGUUCAGAGAAACUGAGAUUUACCAGACUGUUCUAAUGCGUCAUGAAAACAUACUUGGUUUUAUAGCCGCUGAUAUUAAAGGCACAGGCUCCUGGACACAACUUUACUUGAUUACAGAUUACCAUGAAAAUGGAUCCUUGUAUGACUUCCUGAAAUGUGCCACACUUGACAACAGGGCUUUGCUCAAACUGGCUUAUUCUGCUGCAUGUGGUCUGUGCCAUCUACACACAGAAAUUUAUGGGACACAAGGCAAGCCUGCUAUUGCACACAGGGACCUGAAGAGUAAAAAUAUCUUGAUAAAGAAAAAUGGAAGCUGCUGUAUUGCUGACCUGGGUCUUGCAGUCAAAUUUAACAGUGAUACAAAUGAAGUUGAUGUCCCUUUGAAUACUAGAGUGGGAACAAAACGUUACAUGGCCCCAGAAGUCCUAGAUGAAAGCCUAAAUAAAAAUCAUUUCCAACCAUAUAUCAUGGCUGACAUCUACAGUUUUGGCUUGAUCAUUUGGGAAAUGGCUCGGCGUUGUGUCACAGGAGGUAUUGUUGAAGAGUACCAGUUGCCAUAUUAUGACAUGGUGCCGAACGAUCCAUCUUAUGAAGAUAUGAGAGAGGUGGUGUGCGUCAAGCGCCUACGCCCAGUGGUAUCUAACAGAUGGAAUAGCGAUGAAUGUUUAAGAGCAGUGUUGAAGUUAAUGUCUGAAUGCUGGGCCCACAAUCCUGCCUCUAGACUUACAGCCUUGAGGAUCAAGAAGACACUUGCCAAGAUGGUGGAAUCACAAGAUGUAAAGAUUUGACAGAAUAACAUAGUACUGAGGAGCAGAGUUGGACUCCUAAAACUUUUCACCCUGAUAAGGGUGGGAACUAAGUGGGAAGAGGAAGCAACUGAGAUUCAGUCCACUUCCUCAUCUCACUUUUACAGGCUGCUAAUAUUAAAUCUUUCAGUACUUUGUAGAAUAUAAUGCUGAGAGUCUCUGUACACUACAUGCUACAUAUAUGGACAGCCUUGUUUUAAAUAUGUGUAUCAUUUUUGUUUUAAGCUGCAUUGAGACUUCAGUCACGCUUAGUGAGUCUCCAGUGAAACUCUGGGUACUAAAUUGCUUUCUGUGAAAGCCUUAAAAAGCUAAAUGGAUUCAACAAAGAUGGAGAAAUAUAAGCUUUUUGCCUUCAACCUGAUAAAAACCUAGUUGGCUUAUACCAAGUCUUUUUGAAAUAGACUGUAGGUUAGGAAUCUGUUUGAGAUGCUACUCAGUUUAACAGUUCCUAUGCCUUUUAUGGGUCUUUUAUGUGUGUGCCAGAAUUCUUUGGCUGCCAUUUGGGAUAGAUGAUAAUUUAAAUUCACAGAAAGACUUAUGGCCAGGGUCCCAUAUGUUCCCUGAUUACACAGUUUCAGGAUUUGCCACAGAAUUCACCCCUCGACACAGAAUUGUGCUCCAGAAUCUCAAUUUUCAUGUUGAAAUAAUUACAUUUCUGUGCUGUUUUGGUUGCAAAGAGAACCUCGGAAAUGUGAACAGUGUAAACCAAUGUCCAUAUGAGGGCCUGUCUACACGGUGGAGUAAUGCGCACACUAGAGGGGUGUGAUUUCUAAAGUAUACUGACUGAUCCAUGUAGACUCUGCUGGCACACACUACAAGUUUCCUAGGGUGCUUAAUGUACAUGCUGCUUGUUAACAUGCACUAGGAAACAUUUUAGUGUAUGCCAGCAGGGUUGUUGCAGGCCAGUAAGCGUGCAGCACAUGAGUGCACUUUAGAAAUCACGUUUCUCUAGUGUGCCUUGGCCCGCUGUGGAGACAGGCCCUGAGUCUGCAAAGAGCCUGAAACAGUGACUGAGAGGUGUGAUCUGCCUCAAUCAUCUCACUUGGGGCCCAGUAUGCUCCAUGAUUGUGUGGUUGUGGAAUUUGGCUUUUUCAGGGUACCACCGAAGUCAUCAUUUUUGCUGUAGACUUCACCAUUUUGCAGCAACCACACCUUUGGCUUUCUGUUUUGUUUCUCUACCCUGCUGGGACCUGUCUGCAGCUGCUUCAUGCUUUGCAUCUUUCCCCAUGAGAGGGAAUUAAAUGGAUUGCACUGCAUGCUCCUUUCACUAUUCUACAGAACCAGGCAGGAAGGGGAGGUCUGAGAGCCACAGCUGGAGUCCAGUUUGCAGCUAGGGCCCACUCCCAGAAGUGCAGGCUGGGCAGCUAGGAAACUGAGAGAAUACAGUGUCAUCCAAGGCCUGGGGAACUGAAAUGAACCGCUGAAGCUGACUGGCAUGCAUGAGGCAGGCAAAGGAGAUUCUGAGCUAGAUCACCCUGACAGCAUCGUUACUGUCUAAGAGCUGGGCCAUCUAGAGGACACAUUGAAAAAAUAUAAUCAAAUACUAUCAUUCCUGAAAAUCAUCAUUGACUAAUUGUAAAUCAGUGAGUAUUUUCAACUGAAUCGGACGUGUGUUGUUGGGUAUGGGAGAAAUGGGAUUGAAAGGUGUUUUAAUGGAGGUACAAUAAAUUAACAUUGCUGCAGGAUUUGGUAUGGGGUUCCUGUAUAAUAUGCAGUGCUGUGCAUACGAUUCUGUACUGCAGCAGCUAGCUAGUUACAUGAAAGCCAUUUGGCUUGCACAGGAAAUUAAAUUUCUGCUCCUUUUUUUUGUUGACCAAGACAGGUUGAUAUAAAAGGCCAAAAAAUCUAAAAUGAUUACUGUAAAGUCGGGCCAUUAGUUAUAUUCCAUUACUUUUGUCACUGUUCGUUUGAAGUCAGAAAAAGCACCAUAACUCAAAUUUAAACUCUCAGUGCUUUGAAUCUUCUGGAGAUUAAAAACACAGUAUUGGAACAGUUCAGUUAAACCUAAUUUAAGUGCCUCUAACCUUGUACUGUAAACCUUGUUCUAGAUCAUUUUAAAAAGGGAAGGUAUUUAUAUAGUGUGUAAUGUGCUCUAUUUUAAAACACCUGGUCAUAGGUACAUGUGUGCACACAUGCUAUAGCCCAGAUUUGGAGGGUGGGGAAUUAGGAAUAAUGUUGAAAUUGUUCAGACGUAGCGAUUUCAUAUUAAGAUUUUUGAUAAAUUAUCUGUCAUCUUAAAAUGGGUACAUGGAGACUGCUUUGAAAUUGUGUUAAAAUGUCUUUUGAAAAUACAAUAGAAAAUAUAGCUUAAUGAAGUUCCAAUAUGCAUUUGUGAACAACUGCACAUAACUAUCUACUAUUGGGUUUUUUCACUUCUGUUCCAUAGUUUGCAAAAAAAAGUAAGUGGUCAGGCAAAAGACUGCAGUAUUUUUUAUUUUCUGUUGUGAUGUACAGCCUUUAUUUAACAAUGCUACAUAUUUUAUAGAAAACUAGUUAUCUCAAGGGACAUUUCUUUUUAAAAAUAAAGUUAUUACUUUUUGUUCAUUAAAGCCUUUAAGUAUUAAUAUGUAUUCUGGUUGAACAAUUCAUGGGUGUGUCAAGUAUAAUUUUAACUUAUUUGAAGACAGUGGUAGACAAUAGUGUGCCACAAUUCUGAUGAAAAAAAGGGCUUUAAAUUUUUUUUCCAUCCACUGCCAAGAAAGAUAUAAGAUGAGGCUGAAGUUGUUAAGCAUGUCUUUGUGCAUUAGUUUGCUUAGUACUCCUGAGGGAAUUCUGUGCCAAAAAAUGAAAAAUUCUGCACACAAUAUUUUAAAGUUCUGCAAAAUUCUGCAUAUUUUAUUUGUUAAUAUAACUCAAUAUAAUCACACUGGUUUCAAUUAUUUUGGAAAUUUAUUUAAACUACAAUACAAUGGAUGGAGAAUGGGAGAGGGGAGCAUUGCAGGAAAUCCCCAAGCCCCCUCUGUCUAGUAGUAAUGUAGCUAGUAUUUACCCUUUACUUCUAGUUAUUAAUCAACAAAUAUAUGCAGUCAUAUGCUAAGUGUCAUAUCAUAGGCAAUUGAAGAGCAAGUGAGGGCUCAGACUCACAGUUUAUAUUGGCUACUGACCAUCUCCAGGAAGAUCAGUAGAAAUCAGUUCAUGGAGAUCAUUUUGAUGGGAAAAUUUUUCAGUCAAAAAAUUUAGAUCAAUUCUGAUCACUAAAGCACCAUAAGCAUUUAUAAGGCCAUACUGUCCUUUACAAUAAGGCUUCUUUACACCACUUUGGGAAUAUAAAGGAGCCUUAAUUUUUUUACACCUGUUUUAUACUCCUGGGGAAUUUACUAAGAACAAUAGGAACAAUUCACUAAGCAAGCAGGCUGCUACAUUCUACUCUGCCUGUGGGGACAGAGCCUGCUCCACAUCUACCUUCUCAGAAACACCCCCAAAGCCCUGCCCCUUCACACUGAGCUAUCCACAAUAGCGUCGAGAGGGACAAAGUGUCUCUUUCUCUCUCACACAUGACUGCCCAGCCCUCUCGCCCCGGCUUAUGUCUGAUUUACGAAUCUACCGGCUUCUCUGGGCACUCAGACUAACCUGCCUGCACUGCUGGGGAGGGGCGUGUGACCGCUCUUGCGAUUUCCCUUUGCUUUCCCGUCAGAAGUCAUUUUUCUGUGGGGAAGCAAAGAAAUCUGUAGGGGCCAUGAAUUCUGUGCAUGUGCAGUGUUGCAGAAUUCCCCCAAGAGUAGCACAGGUAGUUAGAAAAUAUUUGGAAUGAGUAAUGAAAUCAAUAAUUUAGAAUAAGCUGCUUCCACCCACCCAUCGCCCUGGGUUUUUAACAAUAAAAAAGAAAAUGUUUAUGCACAUGUCCCAUAAGCUUGCUCUUUCAGAACAUGGAGGUUUUUUUAAUUUAAUCCAUUCCUAUAUUGCAGUGGUUCCCAAACUUGUUCCGCCACUUGUGCAGGGAAAGCCCCUGGCGGGCCUGGCCGGUUUGUUUACCUUCCGCGUCCACAGGUUGGGCCGAUCGCGGCUCCCAGUGGCUGCGGUUCGCUGCUCCAGGAAUCAAUUUCUGUUGAAUCUGCGGACAUGGCAGGCAAACAAACAGGCCUGGCCCGCCAGGGGCUUUCCCUGCACAAGCGGCGGAACAAGUUUGGGAACCACUGCUAUAUUGGAAUAUUUGUAUUCAUCUCAUAAAGUGCCAUUUGAAUUAUACAUCUUUAUUAGCUAUGAUUUAUUUGCUGACACUUAAUCUUGAUGUGUUUUUCUGAAGUCUUUAAGGAAAACAGUUGGUGGUAGUCUAAAUAAAUCAACAGAAAUGUAAAAAUGAAACACCAUUUUUAAUUAUUCAUUGAUUUCCACCCACCCCAAAUAUUUAUUGCUGAAGUUUUUGCAAGGCAAAAUGUUGGUGAUACUGAAGGUAUGUCUACAUUGCAAUUAGAUACCUGUGGCUGGCCCAUGCCAGAUGACUUGCGCUCCCGGGGCUCAGGCUAAGGGGCUGUUUAAUUGCAGUAUAGAGGUUUGUGCUUGGGCUGCAGUCUGAGCUCAGGGACCCUCCUACCUCGCAGGGUCCUAGAGCCCAGGUGCCAGCCUGAGCCUGAAUGUCUACACUGCAGUUAAACAGCUCCUCAGCCUGAGGCCUGGUCUACACUGGGGGAGGGGGUUCGAAC